Oncorhynchus tshawytscha (Chinook salmon) is the source of this 2636-nucleotide messenger RNA. It is a transcript of the gene map2k6, whose product is annotated as mitogen-activated protein kinase kinase 6. The transcript is spliced from 12 exons. Gene Ontology annotation, molecular function: ATP binding; MAP kinase kinase activity. NCBI's taxonomy places the organism in Eukaryota, Metazoa, Chordata, Actinopteri, Salmoniformes, Salmonidae. The coding region runs from base 484 to 1560 and encodes 358 amino acids. The record is from RefSeq and is a predicted model, not a curated record. Gene Ontology annotation, biological process: MAPK cascade; protein phosphorylation.
AUGAUCCCCCAUAGCACAAACCACAGGCCAAUGGCUCACACCAAAGAUGGUGGACAAAUGAAGAUAGUUCACUCAGGCAUUUUACCAUUGAAAAAAACUGUCAGUGCCGGUCUACAUAACAUGGUGCGUCUCAGCUGGGUCUGGUCUACUUAGUUCAUCGACUUUCAUUGAACAAAAAAAAAACAGCGAGUGGUAUGUCUCGCUUCCUCUUCCGUCGCUGGCUCGCACUGUCUGAUCGAAAUUAGUAGCUUUCAGCUGCCAGCCGUAGCCCAUUAUUUAAGUGCCGCUGAGAAUUCUUUGCAAUACAAUUGCAAAAUUACCAAUUUCCAGACCGUUUUGCAAGGUGUGCAAUUGUAAUAUUGCUCUUUGCACGGACACACACGGUUCAAACGCAAAAAGGCUCCAAGUGCAUAAAGAUCGCUGCUUGUAUUUUGCGUCUUUAUUGCAAAGCAAGCCGCUGAAGCAAGCUCCCGUGCGAGGGCGAUGGAGGGAGGGAGUGAGAAAGAAGGCAAAGUCUUUUGUGCUUCCCCUCCCCCCGAUCAAAGUAAAGGGGAAAUGUCUCAGCCAAAGGGAGGUAAGAGGAAGCCGGUGCUCUCGCUCUCCAAGGACGUGUUUGAGCAGCCUCCUGCUGCUGCCGCACCCCCAAGAGAUUUGGAUUCGAAAGCUUGUGUGACCAUCGGAGAGAAGAACUUUGUGGUGAAUGCCGAUGACCUGGAGCAGAUCGACGAGCUGGGAAGAGGGGCGUAUGGUGUGGUGGACAAGAUGAGGCACAUGCCCAGUGGCUUGAUCAUGGCAGUGAAGAGGAUCCGUGCCACAGUGAACACCCAGGAACAGAAGAGACUGCUGAUGGACCUGGACAUCUCAAUGAGGACAGUAGACUGCUUCUACACAGUCACCUUCUACGGCGCACUCUUCAGAGAGGGUGAUGUGUGGAUCUGUAUGGAGCUGAUGGACACUUCUCUGGAUAAAUUCUACAAGCAGGUGAUAGAUAAAGGCAUGACCAUCCCCGAGGACAUACUGGGAAAGAUGGCUGUCUCGGUAGUGAAGGCUCUGGAACAUCUGCACAGUAACCUGUCGGUGAUCCACCGAGAUGUGAAGCCAUCCAACGUAUUGAUCAACACCCAGGGCCAGGUGAAGAUGUGUGACUUUGGGAUCAGUGGUUACCUGGUGGACUCCGUGGCCAAGACCAUAGACGCCGGCUGCAAGCCCUACAUGGCGCCAGAGAGGAUCAACCCAGAGAUUAAUCAGAAAGGCUACAACGUCAAGUCUGACAUUUGGAGUUUAGGAAUCACUAUGAUUGAGCUGGCCAUCUUGCGUUUUCCCUAUGACUCGUGGGGCACCCCUUUCCAGCAGCUGAAGCAGGUGGUGGAGGAACCAUCCCCCCAGCUUCCUGCUGACCAGUUCUCCCCUGAGUUUGUUGACUUCACCUCCCUGUGCUUAAAGAAAAAUUCCAAAGAGCGGCCAAACUACCCAGAACUCAUGCAACACCCUUUUUUCAUCUCCCACGAAUCCAAAGAGACUGACGUGGCUUGCUUUGUCAAGGUCAUCCUCGGGCACUGAUCUAAGACAACGCUCUGACCAAUUGCCACAGGGGGAGGCGGGCCUUUAAAAAAAAGCACCAAUCGCAAACCCUGUUACCUGCGGGACUCCACAACGCCUCCCCAGUUCCCGACCCCUCCCUCUGGCACAGAUACAAAUGGACAGUAGAGGAACUCCGAGGAGAUGAAUGAUGCCCAACCAUGUUGGAGGAAUGAGGAGUUAGCCUUAAGGCCUCAAGGCCCUCACAUAUUAGAUAUAGGCAGUGGGGCAACGUGUAAUUUACUGUUGCUUUGAGGAUUGGAGGGCCGGGCCAUGUGUAAUCUGGAUUAAUUUAACUGUAUGAAAUGCGACUCCCGCCGACUAUAAUUUUGUCCCACCCUUGUUACUGUACUAGACCCACUGCUCAAACAGUGAUUUGGAUGUUAGUGAAUUUAGGAACGUGUGGAUUAUGCCCUGUGCUAUUGGUCAAUCUCUAAUAUAUUUUUAAACCUGGUGUGAAAACAUAAAACAGAGUUUUAAAAACAACUAAAAGUGAUAAAUAUACAUAUGUAUAAUCUAAAUGUUUGUAUUAUACUCAAAGAAAGUUGCAUUGGUUUACUAAUAGACUGCACAUGUACAGAACAUAUCUACUAUAUAAUGAGUGGGUUUCAGUCCCCUUAGAUCAACAGAGAGAUUCAAAUUCUAUGACUGUCCAAUGGUUGAGCUGUAGACCACUAGACAGGCUGGAGGCCUCAGUCAGAACUGCAAUGGGUUCUUCAAAGUAUGUUACUGCAGUUUGCUCUCAACUGCUCUCUAAUGUUGUGGGCUGUGUGUUUGGGUGGGUGGGUGGAAGCCUUCCAUGCAUGUGUUGUGAGAUAUAUGUGGGCGAUGUCAUUGUUGUGGGAGGGGUGCAUCUAAUCCUUCCUAGUCACUUCCUGAAUAUUCUUCUGUUCAACUCGAAUAGAACUGGAGAUAAGUUAUACAGUUAUUAUUUUAAAGAUAUAUAGCUUUUAUUUAUACUGAUGAGAUACAGUAUAUUCCAGUGUGCUUAUUUAUUAACUGCUGUUUUUUUUCCUUUUGAAAACUUUACAUUAACAAUAGAGAACUUUCUUAUUUUA